Pocillopora verrucosa is the source of this 1030-nucleotide messenger RNA. NCBI's taxonomy places the organism in Eukaryota, Metazoa, Cnidaria, Anthozoa, Scleractinia, Pocilloporidae. The record is from RefSeq and is a predicted model, not a curated record.
GAAUGAAGUUUUGGCGCGUGGUUUGGUUGCGAACGGAUGGCACGGUCUAGCAGCAUUGUGAGAUAAAAUGACAGAUAGAACUGCUCCAAGCUCGUCGCUAAAACUAGAAUGGGUAUACGGUUACAGAGGACAUCAAUGCCGCAACAAUCUCUACUACACCUCGUCGAAAGAGAUCGUGUACUUCGUGGCAGGAGUCGGUGUGGUUUAUAACACUAGGGAAAACUCUCAGCGAUUCUUUCUCGGACACAACGAUGAUAUUAUUAGUUUGGCAUUACAUCCUGAGAGACAAUUGGUAGCAACUGGACAGGUCGGCAAGGACCCAUAUGUCUGUGUUUGGGAUUCAAAAACAUGUCAGACAGUUUCCAUAUUGAAGGAUGCUCAUCAACGAGGAGUUACCUGUUUGGCGUUCAACAAUACUGGCACACUUCUUGUGUCAGUGGGUUUAGAAGACUACCACCUGAUAGCUGUUUGGGACUGGAGAAAGGGGAGAUCCUUGGCAUCUGUCAGAGGACACACUGAUCGAAUCUUUGACAUUCAGUUUAACCCUUACCAAGAAAACUUGCUGGUGAGCUGUGGUGUGAAACAUAUCAAGUUUUGGACCUUGUGUGGAAAUGCUCUCAAUCCUAAAAAAGGAGUCUUUGGUAAAGCUGGCGAGAUUCAAACAAAUCUGUGUUUAGCAUUUGGUCCUAAUGAUGUAACAUACUCUGGCACUCUGAGUGGAGAGAUCUACAAAUGGAAAGGUCACAACUUGUCUGGAACUAUUCCAAAUGCACAUAAUGGAGCAAUAUUUACGAUGCACGGAAACAAUGAUGGAUAUGCAACAGGAUCCAAAGAUGGAACUGUUAUUCUGUGGGACAACAGUUUUAAACCAAUCACAAAACUAGAGAUGAUCAACACUCCUGUUGGCUAUGAAGGUUUGUCUGUGCGAAGUGCAUUCUGGAUGGGUGAAAAAAUUCUUGUUGGUACAAAUGCUGGUGAAGUAUUUGAAGUUAUUGCUACAGAAAAGGAUAAACCAAAAACCAUUGUGCAG